CGCCUCCUCCAUCCCCCCCGAGCACGCACGUACGUGGGUAAGUACGUAAACGCACCUGACCCCCGCCUGCAGGCACACAUAAAAGAGGUUGACUUAGCAAGAAAAGGGCAGCCUGCUAAGCCCCGCCUACGCGCCGCCGGAGGAUGACUGAUGGACAGCUGUCAGUGGGGGGGCACACGCGGCUGUACUGCAAGAAUGGCGGGCAUCACCUCCAGAUCCUCCCGGACGGGACAGUGUGGGGAGAGCGGGACGAUACGGACGUUCACGUUGUUUUAAGUCUCCGAGCUGUAGCUCCAGGCGUGGUGGUCAUCCAAGGGCGAGAAACGGGCCAAUUUCUGGCCAUGAGCGAUGAGGGCCGCUUGUACGCAUCACCUACCGCUAACGAUGAGUGUUACUUCCUGGAGAGGCUGGAGGAGAACCACUACAACACGUACCAAUCUCACAAAUAUCAGGAGAACAAAUGGUAUGUGGCCUUUAAGAAGAACGGCAAACCUAAACUGGGUCCCAGAACUCACAUUGGACAAAAUGCCAUCUUCUUCCUUCCCCGCCAUUUGGAUACAGACACCAGCAUGCAGUGAUCCACCACAGAUGGAUGCUGGCUUUCCAACAAGUCCUUUUCAGAGAAAGUGGCCUUCUAUUUUCAUUUUAUCCAAACAAAUAUGACAAAAAUGUCAUGUCAAUCUAAUAAGUAAUUCAUAAUAGUUUUGAUUAUAUUACAUAUAUUAUUCCAACAGUAUAUGUAAUCUCUAUUGAAUUGUCUACAAGUCGUUCACUGAUGACUUUUCUGACACCUAGCGACCAUUGUGUGAAUUGCAAGCUAUUGGCUAGUGUCAUUAAUUCGUUCCAGAAGGUUCAUUUUACCCCAUAAGAAUAGUAUAAAUCAUAUUUAUAUAUUUAAAAAAAUGCUUUUAUAUUUUGUCAUCUAAGAAACCAUUUCAAAUGCAUUUAAAUGAUGAAUGAAAGGGUGUAUCUCAGGGGUGGGCAAACUUUUUGACUCGCGGGCCGCAUUGAUAUGACAAAAUUUACGGGGGGGCAGACUAUAUAUUUUACACGUAACAGUCCACCUGGUAUUAUUGUAUCUGUAAAAUUGUCAUGCAAUCUGCUAUUAUUAUUUAUUAUUUUAUAUUUAUAUUUAAAUAUUUUAAAAAUAAUAAAAUAUAAUAAUUACAAUAAAAUUAAAAUUAUAAUUAUUAUAUUAUUAUUAUGUAAAAUAUGCAAAUAUAACAAUAAUAUUAUAUAUAAUUAAUAUAAUAAUUAGCAUUAAUAUAAUAAUCAUAAUACUUCUAAUAAUAAUUAUAAUAAUCUAAUAAUCUAACAAUAACAAUAAUUAUUAUUAUUAUAAUUAUUAUUAUGUGCUUGUGUCCCUUUUUUCAGGAGCACUUUGUAAACAACAGACCAUGUCAAACAACGAAAUUGAUACAACCAUCAAAAGGUUGGCUCAGGCCAUGAUGCCAGGUUGUAUGUUGACUUUAAAUGAAAUACUUUGGAAAGAUUGGGCGGGCCGUAUUCAAACACUUGGCGGGCCAGAUGUGGCCCCCGGGCCGUAGUUUGCCCACCCCUGGUGUAUCUCAUCUCAAUAAUCCAAAAUGGAGGUCAUGACAAAACAUGGUGUCCGUGUUGUGUCGGUCACAUCGCGUGUUCGGGUACAUUUACAUCAAGUAUCACGUCUCCAGUGAAGGUAAAAAUAACGUUAAAAGUUCACUUAUCCCUUUCAUUCUCCAUUUAUAUGCAGCAUUUCGAAUUUUGUUUUCAUACAGGCUACAUAUCUGACUUCCGGUUCUGUUUGCCAAGCUAGCAUGUCAGUCAGUAUUAACAUAAGAGGUGCUAUAUUGUGCUCAAAUAUGGCGUAAAUUUUCAGCGGUUAUACUGUGUAUAUAUAUUUAAAUAAUACAUAUUUCUAACAUGAUAACCAUAAGUAUAAAUUACUAUGCAGGUAGUCUUACUGCUUGAUAUUUAACAUUCACAAUGGUUAGCAUUUCCUCAUAGCUAAAGGCUAACCAGUUAGCUAACACCUCACAACGUAGACAUAAGAAAAUAUCAAAAACAUCACUUUGUCUAUUAUAUAACUGGUCAAAUAAAGUGUGAAUUGAAUGAACAAGUAUAUUUAUUAAUGAUGUACUCACUAAUUUAUUAAUAUUAAACAUUCACAUAUUUAGACUUAGCAUCUUUGUAUAGCAACAGAUUAACCACUUGGCUGCAAACGUAGUAAACAUACGCAAAAAUACCCCAAAAAAAACCCAAAAAAACCCCAAAACAUCACAUUGUGUAUGAUUUAUCUUCGCAACCAAGAUGUGAAUGGACUAAAUAAAUAUAUUUACUUAUAUUGAAUGCACUUGUUUGAAGGUAGAAUAGUAAAAAGGCGACAAAGAAAGUAAUUAGAAGUGACAUUUAUUGAAGUCGAUAUUUUCUGUACAGUGCUAUGAGAAGCUAACUCAAAAGAUGCAACUCUACAUCACUUUUAAACGAGCAUUAAAGCCAUGACACAAGUGUGGAGGUCAUAUAUAACGAUGGCUCAUUUGGAUUUUGUUAGUCAUGUUUCUAAAAGGUGUGCCUGCAUCCAACAUUGUUUGAUAAUAGUUUUGCUUAAGCCAGAAGGAAUUCUUUCCCACACUGUUGAGUCACUUUUAGCUACCUUCCCCCCCCCAAAACUGAGCGUCCCUUUAUCUUAAAAAAAAAAAAAACACCUUUUGUUGCUUCUGGACUCAAUAAAAACAAGCAAAAAUCACCAUGUCUGACAAUGAGGAUGCAAUUAGCUCACUGCGCUUUUGUUCUAUGAAACACAUGCAUUACAAGCUUGUACACUACAUGGACUUGAAAGUAUUAGAAAUACAUCUUCAUUCAUCUUAAUUAUUCACAUGGAUCAACUAGAACUGAGAUUUUCACUUCCUGUAGAGUAGGGGUGUCCAAAGUGUGGCCCGGAGCCAUUGCCCUGCAGCAUAACAGAGAAACAAAAAAUGUGUAUACAUAAUGUUUCCAUACACCAGCAUGAUAUUCGGCUAAAUUAUUGUUAUUAAGUGCAGUAGAAAUUGGCAUGGGACAUUUUUUUGUUAUGGCACAGAAAACCUGUUUGUGAUCUAUGUACGGUUCUUAACAUUAUUAGAGCCCUCCAGGCAUGAAAUAACACCCCUAUAGUCACCUUUACACUUGUAUUACCAAAUAUAGUAGAUAAAAUCAGGGUAUAUCAGACAUAUUGGACAUAAUUAAGAUAACAGACACAUGUUAGCAGUUACUUAUUUUUUCUGAACAGCUAUUGUCGCAUCAAUGUAUUGUAACAGAGGUUCAGAGUUGAGUUUGAGCUUGUCUAGGGUUAUGGUCCAAACAAUAACACGUUUUAUUAUUAUGAUAUUAUUAUUAUGCCUGUUGUGAGAUUAUUUAAACUUGCAAUAAAUGCCCAUUCCGGCGAUCUAGUCUGGUGGAUUUGUAUUUAUUCAUUUAGUUUGCUAAUUUUUAUGCUUCAGAAUGCUUAAUUUAGACCAAUAAUAACAACAAUUUGGUUAUAUGUUUUUUUAAUAUAUAGGCCGUAUUCAACAACAAAAGUGUUAAUAAAAAAAAACAAUAGAGUAAGGGUGCAAUGUUCAAACUGCAAGGGAUAGUCAUGCCUUGCAGUUUGAAAUACAGUCGUAUUUUAUGUGUUUCAAAUAAUGCUUUUUGAUUAAAAAAAAAAAAAGAUACACUGUACAUUGGAUUGCAUUU
Molecule: messenger RNA, 3693 nt
Organism: Doryrhamphus excisus (bluestripe pipefish)
Lineage: Eukaryota; Metazoa; Chordata; Actinopteri; Syngnathiformes; Syngnathidae
Gene: fgf1a
Product: fibroblast growth factor 1a
Molecular function (GO): growth factor activity
Source: RefSeq, a predicted model, not a curated record